AAGUAGUUUCGAUAAUCGCAAGUAGCACUCGAAUCGCGUUGAAAAUCGAUUAAGUUCGUAUCGCUAUGCAAACCACGUGGUAUGUUUUGUUUUUGCAUGAGUGAAUGUUUCGCAUAAGAUGACAAGUUUUACGAAUAAGUAUUUAAUUAUAUAGUAAAUAAAAUAUUCUUAAAAGUAUGCUUAAGUUUUCGUUUGUAAUAAAUAUUAAUAUAAAUAAUUAUUUUUAAACUAUUUGUUAAUUUUGCUUUCAUUGAUUAUUAAACAUGGAAUGUUUUUGGUCCGAUUUAAAUAAACAUCCUCAAUGUCCACAUGGACCAACAUUAUUAUUUGGCACAUAUGAAAAUGGCAAAUUAGAAAAGUUUUAUGUAUGCUCUGCCUGUCGCGAGAGAAAAACAUGCAAAUUUUAUUUGAAAGAGGGAGAAAAAUUGACAAAACAACAAGCAGCUAAAUGGGAACAACAGAAGAAACAAUUUAUGUCUCGUUAUCGUCAUAGAUCAUUAUAUGUACAUUUUAAUGAUAUAAUGUCUGUAACUCCAGACAAUAGAUGCUAUUGUCACACUUGUGAGCAAUUGAUAUCCAAAAUUGAGAAAGAUGUGAUGAACAAACAUAAAAAUCAUGACAUAAAAGAAAAUCUUACAGAUUAUGAGAUGAAACAUCCAACAGAAAUUUUAAAACCUAUAGAAAAUUCUAAACAGGAAGCUCAAUAUUUCUUUACAAAGCAAACAACGGAAGAUAUAGUGAAUAUACUUGUGAAAUUAGGAGCAACACAAAUUCUUUGUAUAGGUACUCCAAAGAUUCAUGAAUAUAUUUUAGAAAAUUAUGAAGAUACAAUAUCUUCACUCUUAUUAGAUUUUGAUGGAAGAUUUCAUAAUUUUUUUGGACCAUUAAAUUAUUGUUGGUAUAAUCUAUUGAAUAAUCAUUUUUUUAAUGAAAGUGCCAUUCAUGUGUUUAAAGAUUUUCUUAUGCAAAAAGGAAAGCAUACCUAUUUAAUCUGUGAUCCACCAUUUGGUAGUCGAGUGGAACCAAUAUCUUGGACCAUAAAAAAAAUUUCUGAAUUUCAUAAGAAAUGGAAUAAUAUAGAAAAUGAAAGUGAUUGUUUAAAAAUUAUGUUUAUAUUUCCAUAUUUUAUGGAAUCUAUAAUGAAACAAAAGAGUAAUCCUCCUGGUAUAUCAGGAGGUUUAAAAGAUUUGAACAUGACUGAUUACAAAGUAGCUUAUGAUAAUCACCCAUUAUUUUUAAAUGAUUCCAAUGGUACUAAAUUGCCAUCACCUAUUAGAAUUUUUACAAAUAUACCAUUAAAUUUAGUUGAACUUCCAAAAUCGAAUGGCUAUAGAUAUUGUAAAAAAUGUCAAAAAUGGGUUGGUAAAGAGAAUAAGCAUUGUAAAAAAUGUCAAGAGUGUACCUCGAAAAAUGGUCUUACAUAUAAACACUGUGAUAUAUGCAAACGAUGUGUGAAACCUUACUGGAAACAUUGUGAAACUUGCAAAAGAUGUAUUGUGGCAAAACAUUUGUGCGGCCGAAAACCUAAAGUUACUGGAAAAUGUUUUAAAUGUAACGAAAUUGGUCAUACCGAAAAAGAAUGUAACAUAAAUGAAGAAAUUCAAACAGAGAAAACAAAAAAAAUUAAAAAACGCAAAAUUAUUGAUGAAAAAAUAAUGAUUAACAAUAUAAAAAAAAAAAGAUAGAUGAUCCACGAGAAUUUGAAAAUGAAAAAAAAACAUCGAUAACAAAAAAUAUUAAAAAAACAUCGAACAAAUUGGAAAUAAAAAAAAAAAGAAAAAAUAACAGAACUCAAACUGAAAACUUUGAAAAAACCUAAACUCUUGAAAAUAAGUAAAAAAGUGAAGUUACAUAAUCAAUCAAAUGGAAUAGUAAAU
Molecule: messenger RNA, 1877 nt
Organism: Apis florea (little honeybee)
Lineage: Eukaryota; Metazoa; Arthropoda; Insecta; Hymenoptera; Apidae
Product: rRNA N(6)-adenosine-methyltransferase ZCCHC4
Biological process (GO): rRNA methylation
Cellular component (GO): cytoplasm; nucleolus
Molecular function (GO): nucleic acid binding; zinc ion binding; rRNA (adenine-N6-)-methyltransferase activity
Source: RefSeq, a predicted model, not a curated record